AGGAUCGAUAUCAAGGGUCCAACGUCAAUCUGCAGGGUCCUGCGGGCUAACGAUGCACUUGACUGUUUACGGCAUGGGUCGCGCAUAGCGGUGGUCCGGCUUCUAUCUUGGGCCACAAACCAUGCUGAUCAAUCAGGACCCUUGAGUUGGGACCCGACCGAUGUCCCCGCAGUGCCCGCAGUGCCCGCAGUUCCCACAGCGCUCAUGACUGGCUGGUGAUUCGCUGCAGGCUGUAUGACGUCUCGCAAUGACGUAACAAUUGGAAAGUGUAGGGUUUUUGAGCGUAGUCCGCCCACUACUACAGCAUCACCACCUACAUCAUACUCCAUUUCGCUUAUCAUCGGUUUGGCUCCUGUGGGACAUGCAUCACUUCGCAUCGAUUCAAGCUAUUUGGGUAGCUCGCAGGUAAAUCUAAAGCGUCACUAUCUACACGGGAGCGAAAGCCUAAACAUGCUCAAAGAUGAAAAUUUGCAGGUUCCUUGUCAUAUUUUCUUUUCCUUUUUUUUUAUAACGGGGUUACGGGGCUACGGGUCUGGGUACCUUAUAGACUUGGGAGGGAAAGAAAAUUGCCGGAAUCGGAUCAGCGAUGAUUUUUAUUUCUUCUCUAUUCAGCCCUACACUUAUUUCUUAAUGGUCUUUGUUUUCUUCGUGUGUAUAAUUUUCGUCUUCUGCCGCUAAUGGGGCAGUUACCUAUUCAUCUUACACCCAUUGCAUUUACUGGGUGCUGUACGAUUCUGGUUGGGAAGUAAAAAGCAUCUGAAAGAGAAUUUAAAUGGGUUUCACUAUAACUUGUUGAAUUGGGGAAAAGAAGAGAAGCAUGACGAGACGAAUAUUGUUAAUUACGACUGUAUGAACAGCGGAUGUAU
Daldinia caldariorum is the source of this 866-nucleotide messenger RNA. RefSeq lists its product as uncharacterized. The record is from RefSeq and is a predicted model, not a curated record. Lineage: Eukaryota; Fungi; Ascomycota; Sordariomycetes; Xylariales; Hypoxylaceae. Bases 235 to 678 code for a protein of 147 amino acids. The transcript is spliced from 2 exons.